AUGCUAACCUCCCUUUCUGUUUUUUUUUUCUUCCCUCCUCCUCCUCCGCCUGUACCGCUCUCCCACCUGCCCUCCUCCUCCAACACAGGAGCUGCACAGGACAUAGUUGUGAGUCAGAACCUGGUGACAGACAACGUGUCCGUGGUGGAGGGAGAGAUGGCCAUCAUCAGCUGUCGGGUCAAGAACAACGACGACUCCGUCAUCCAGCUGCUCAACCCCUACAGACAGACAAUCUUCUUCAGAGACAUGAGGCCACUGAAAGACGCCCGCUUUCAGCUGGUCAACUUCUCCGACAACGAGCUGCGGGUGUCGCUGUCCAACGUGUCGCUGUCAGACGAGGGUCGAUAUGUUUGCCAGCUCUACACGGACCCCCCGCAGGAAGCCUACGCCGACAUCACUGUGCUAAUUCCUCCAGGUAACCCCAUCAUCGAGGCCCGCGAUGAGGUCCUGAGCGAGGGCAACGAGACAGAGAUGACCUGCACCGCCAUGAGCAGUAAGCCGGCCGCCACCAUCAGAUGGAUGAAGGGAGAUAAAGAGCUCCCAGGUAAACCCAAAGUUGAGCUGACCUACGACAAGAUGUACACGGUCACCAGCCGGCUGACGUUCACCGUCAGCAGGGACGACGACGGCAUACCGGUGGUCUGCAUCGUCGACCACCCCGCAGUCAAGGACUUCCAAGCACAGAAGUACCUGGAGGUUCAGUACAAACCGGAGGUGAAGAUCGUGGUAGAAUUUCCUCAGGGUUUGACCAGGGAAGGAGAGAACCUGGAGCUGACGUGUCAAGCCAAAGGCAAACCCCAGCCUCAGCGGGUGAACUGGCUGAAGGUGGAUGACGACGUUCCAUCUCACGCCGUCAUCACCGGCGGUGACCUUUACAUCGAAAACCUAAACAAGUCCUACAACGGAACCUACCGUUGUGUGGCGUCCAACUCAGUGGGGGAGUCUUACGACGACUACAUCCUCUACGUCUAUGAUGCUCCCACCACUACCCCUAUACCCACCACAGCCACCACCACCACCACAAUCAUCACCACCACCAUCUCCUCCCCCGAAGACGAUCAAGAUUCUCGAGCUGGAGAAGGAGCGCCCAGAACGGUGGACCACGCCGUGAUCGGAGGGGUGGUGGCCGUGGUGGUGUUCGCCAUGCUCUGUCUACUCAUCGUCUUGGGACGCUACUUUGCGAGACACAAAGGUACCUACUUCACACAUGAAGCCAAAGGAGCAGACGAUGCGGCGGACGCAGACACAGCCAUCAUCAACGCAGAGGGCGGCCACACCAACUCGGACGAAAAGAAGGAGUACUACAUCUAAUCGAAGCAGGACCCCUCACUCUGGCGUCCUCCUGCGGACGCUGGGCUGUUUCUGGGGGGACGGGGGGGCGGGGGCAGGGGUUGUUUCAGCUUGACUUUUAGACUUGAGAGUAGAGGGGUCGAGGGGUAGAGGAGAGACGUGGGUUUCAAAGGAAGGCCUGGUUUUAAGCCGUUGUUUAGUCUAGUCUGCAGAUGUAGAUGGAAUGUUUUGUGUGUUUAAAAAAAAAAAAAUGAAAAAAAUCAAAAUCAAAAAAGGACAAAAAACGUUAGGGGGUCCGGGGGUUUUUCGGUAAAAGGGGGUCGGGUUGGGGGGGGUGGGGAGGGUGCGCCAGAAGUUGCCAGAAAUCACUGUAGAGAGCUUCACCAUUCGACACCUCCCUGACUGCUGGUACGAAUUUUAUUUAGUUCAACCAUUUGCAGAAAAUUCUGUGCCUUGUUCUAAAUUUUUCGGUUCUGUCCAUACUUUGCGUUUGUGUUGAUCAUCAUUUGCAUAACCUCGUUGCUCCCUCCCCCCCCCCACUCGUAAUUAUCAAUGUGCUGUUGGCUUUUGUAUGAGGGUAAAAUUACAGCCACUUUAUUCAUUUUCUCUAAACGUGUCGGCACACAUGCAUCCCCUCCCGCAUAACAACUCUUUCCAGUUAUACUGUGAUUCGUCUCAAGCCAUUACUUCCUUCUCUCUUUUUUCCCCCUCAAGUUCUGACAGCUCCAAAAAUGCAUGGAACGCUUUACAUAUCAUUGUACAAUGGACAUAAACGAGAGGCAGGUUUGUUGUACUGGACCCGUACUACAUAGUCACAGAGAAAGCAGCAAAGGAUAACAUGAAGUGAUCUUUACAUUUUAUCAGGCAGAUUCUGUUUUAAAUUCGUUUUAGUCGCCUCGGUUCAGAGCAGCUCUACCACUGUUACCUUUCUUAGUAAAGAGAAGGAGUGCAUUAUGUUCCUCAGCAUGCUGCCGUUUCAUUAUUUUGAUUUCUUCCUCUGUUCGCUUUUAUUUUUCUUCUAUUAGGCUGAGUGGAAAGCCUGUUUUUCCCACCGGCUUUUAUUGAGUUGUAAUGAUGAGUUUCAAUUGAUUUCCAUCUGCUUUCACCCCAGAAUAUAUUUCUAUUUUUUUUUCUUCUCACAAAUGGGAAAGUAAGAAAAUGUAAAUUGUCUUUAAACUGUUUUUUUGGCACAUCCUCGGUAGUAAAAAGGCUGGGGGAGGGGGUAGAGGAAAAAAACAAAACAGACAUUUGGUGUUAAUACUGGCCGAUCAGCAGCCAAAGGAUGCUGGUGUCGUGUACAUAACUUUACCAAGUGGAGAAAAACAGCCUUAACCAAACUCCAAACGUUCAAAAUUUAAGUUAGGAACACAUGAACAUGAAACGCGAUCAUGGCAGCGCAGGUCCACGUUAUCUCACACGAUCCAGUGUAAAUCAAGCCAAUGGAAUCACAGCUGUAUUGUACACUAAUCCUUACUAAGAAAUAUUUUUUACAACUUACUAGAAUUACAAUGGAGUACCUUUGUGGAUUUUAUUGUGUCACACACUCAUCGUGAGUUUCGUCAAACUGUAAAUCAAAGGAAACGUCGAGGGGGGGGAAAGUCAACGUCUUCUAACUGAAAUGCUCCGAGAGACAGGCCGGUCGCUCCAUCGCUCCAUCUCAAUGUUUAUGGUUUUUGCUCGGAUGCAGCAGCUUUUGAGCGCCUAAAACGUUCGAUAUCAUUUGCAUGUGCGUGCGUGCUGAAACCCAUUCUUUCUCGCUUCUCUAUCUCGCUUUGUGCAUCACCUGCCAAAACCGAACUCGAGUCUGUUUUGCUGUGCCAGCUGGGGAGCGCUGAGGAUGCCAAAAGUAAUUAAUUGUCUGUAUCAUAACUUAAUACACAUGUUGUGCUCCGUGGUGUUUGUCCAUGGUCCGCACUGAUGCCCUGGCUUCUUAACAUGGCAGUGUGGGUCUACUGGUGGCACUGUUUGUCAUUAUUAUGUGUUCACACAGCAAGCGGCUCGCCUAAUGAGUCCGUUCUCUAUGUGGCGGCUGUGGGCGGAUUUUUACACCUCCAAAGUCUGAAACGCUGAAUAUUUCACCGCCUUGCCAUUAUAUUACAUCCGAGUCGACGCAAAUGCUAAACGUAUUGCCGACCCCGCCGCUCAUCGUGGUGUCGCUGUGGAAGGCCCGAGGUUUUUAAAAUGAGCAGGAAGUCGAAGCUCCCGAAUCAAACUGGAACAUAUCAUCUGAGCAACAAAGUGGCGACUGUUCAGUUUAAAAGGUUUUACAUCAUCUGCUCACGGUGGCCAGAAUGUCAUCCAGAAAAAGAGUUUUAUAAUGUUUUGGAGGAUUAAUGAUUUCAUAUCAGCGUUGACGAGUGGACAAGGUGUCGGAGAACGACGCGACACAAAAAGCGUAAUUUAAUGGGAAAUUUCUGACAACUUGACGACACAUUCGAUUAAAGAAACACAAACAAUAUGAAAGUGCUGCACGUCGAGGGCUGCUGCUGCCUGAAGCGGAGGUUUUCAGUCGAGCUGGAUUCGGAUUCAGAACUCACCAUCUCCACGGUUCUCGUAAGCGGCUGUGCAACGCGCCACAUUGAGUUUCCAGAAACAGGUUUGUUCCCUUAUUUACGUAAAGCUGAAGAUUCUUCAUGCGUCCGGCGUGACUCGCCAAUCCUGAACACUCCUGAGAAACUUUUAAACUAACUAUAAAAUGCAGACAGAUGCACCUCGGCUGUUUUCAGAAGCAAAUUUUCGUAACUAAUUAGAUGUUAAACCAGAUCCCAUGUUGGUCCAGAUUGAAAUCCAGGAGCAGACAACUUGGAAGCGUUUAUCCAAUCAGGUGCUGCCAGUGGUUGCACGGUUUCCUGUUUCAUGGAGGGAACCGUCCUGCCAUCACCUGGACGCAUUGAAGCGUCCACUUCUGGGAAUGAUGCACGUCAACGGGGACGUUUUUGGACGCAAAUAGUCGCGCUGCUUCCCAGCAUUCGAGGCUUGAUCCGCAUGGGACUACAUCAUGUCAGGACAGAUAUUCUCCUUCCCCGCUAUAACAAUGACAAUUUCACUAUUGGACUAAUCAUUUAAAAAAUGUAUUUCUCAAUCUACAUGAUCAAUAUUAGUCAAAUCCACUGAUUAAACUCGCACUGACAAAGGCCGAACACUGCUUCUACAAUCAGCCCGUUUCUUUGGGACUUAAUGGCGUCGCUUGCUGUGUGCACGCUCACUGCUGUGAUUCACUCCUGUAUCGCCAUGUUAAAGCAUUUGAUUAGAUUUUGUCGAGCUGCAACUCAGAUUGCAAAAACAUUACCGAUGUGAUAGCUUUAAUAUAUCAUGGUCAUGCAUGAAGACAGCAUUCAGUCUUUCCAUAUUGAGAGUUUGGGGUUUGAGGUCGUCGUAAGGCGUUAGCCAAGGUUCUUGUAAAAUGCAUUGUGCAAAUUUCCCUUUCUUUAGCAUUAUGCAUCCGUGCUUUUCAAAGCGUGUUUGAAUUUUUGUUAUUUUGAUUUUCCAACUUUAGAACACAGCAUGUGGGCUGGGCGGAGCUGUGCGUAUAUUUUUUUUUUUAGCUUUUUCAUUGGGUGUGGCAGUUGUAGGCGGGAGUUACAGGAGGGAUGUCGCAGACCAAGAUCAAAGACGCCGUGUCCACCUCUCUCCAUCUGUAUCUUCUGUCGAAAGCUGAAAAAGUUCACAAAGGAAUCACCACUGAGUUACCACUGUAUGCUGACGACACUGUUUUGUGUGUGUUGAAUGGAUGGGUGGGGGUGGGGGCGGGGUACCGAUUAGGUUAGAUGUUUCACGGUCUGGUGUCUGAUAAAAACAAACUAUUAACCGACUUGUUAUCGUUGCUUUAUGAAUCACAGAGCAGAUGUCACUUCAUCUGUAAGACUGAGAUUGUGUGAUUUGUAUUUUACAGUGAGCACUAUUUCGCUUCAGUGACAUGUGGCAGCUUCCAUUUAAAUCAGACUUCAAAACAUGUACUUGCCAAUAAAGGAAUAGAACUGAAUAUUGUCUUCUCCCUUAAGGCUGACGCAUUAAUAUUUUAUUCGUGAAUAUGAAACCUUUUUGUGGGCAGGAAACGCCCAGAGUGUUUUAUUUACUGUAGGAGUUUUUUGGUCCCCCACAGUUCCAAUAGGAAAAGCAACAAGAACAAAACAACAUAAAAAAUACAUUUGAGUGAGUUUUUCCAAAUUUGAAGUAGGUUACUGUGUGUGUCUUUCCAUUUUAAAUUCAACGCCCAGUGACGUUUUAAAACACGGACCAUGGUUUCACAGUGUAACCGAGCUAGUUUUCUCCACAUUCAAUUCUUUUGAUAAUGUCCUGUCUCAGGUUCAUGCGUUGCUGAACGAUGUGACUGCAUCUCAGGUAGAAUGCAAAGUUUAGGCCCCACCUACCAACCACAUAAAAGCAAGUACAAUGCAUUCAUUGAAAUCAAGUGCGACACAUUAUUUUAGGUCCAAGAGGCAAAAUUGGUGAGAUAUUUUGAAUAUAUGUUGUACAUGUUUUAUGUAUUUUUCUUAAUAUUUGGUGCACUGUAACAGAUGUGUUAAGUAUUGCUUUGUGUUGACAUAGGUCAUAAAGAGUACAAUGUUUAUUGGAAUGAAGCAGGAUCAGAAACUUGUCGUGGCUGUACUACUGUCACUUUCAAUGCACCACCGCCUUUUGAAACUCGUUUGACUCCCAAAAAGUUUUGAUUGUUUCACCAGUCAUUGUUUUCAGAUUGAUUCUGUUUGUCUCUCUGCUGUACUUGGGAAAUGUUAAUGUGUAUUAAUGGAGAAAAGGAGUUCCACAUUCCCAUACACAUUUUGUAUUGGUUCAUAAAUAGACAUUUUUACAAAACAAUGAAGAGUUCUUGUCUUAAUAAAAGAGAAAAGAUAUUAAUGUCCAAAAUAA
Molecule: messenger RNA, 6159 nt
Organism: Stegastes partitus (bicolor damselfish)
Lineage: Eukaryota; Metazoa; Chordata; Actinopteri; Pomacentridae
Gene: cadm1a
Product: cell adhesion molecule 1a
Exons: 10
Coding region: 1-1311 (436 amino acids)
Biological process (GO): homophilic cell-cell adhesion; susceptibility to natural killer cell mediated cytotoxicity; detection of stimulus
Cellular component (GO): neuron projection; plasma membrane; synapse
Molecular function (GO): signaling receptor binding
Source: RefSeq, a predicted model, not a curated record